This is a messenger RNA of Sesamum indicum (sesame), 1774 nucleotides long. Its product is annotated as UDP-glycosyltransferase 74G1. NCBI's taxonomy places the organism in Eukaryota, Viridiplantae, Streptophyta, Magnoliopsida, Lamiales, Pedaliaceae. Gene Ontology annotation, molecular function: quercetin 3-O-glucosyltransferase activity; quercetin 7-O-glucosyltransferase activity. The record is from RefSeq and is a predicted model, not a curated record.
UAUCACUAUUUUUCUCUCUCUAUUUUUAAAAUACAAAACAAAACAACUAAAGCACAAAUCUAAACAGUAAUUUUCCGCAUGCCCGAACUCAAAUAUUUUAUGGGCGGUGGAGUGUUAAAUUUUGAGGAACGUGCAUCCCUUGUCAUCCUACCAGCGGCAUUAAAUUGAAAUGGCCGCAGAUCGACUGUAGUUAGGAACUGCAAGAAUUGACUUUGAUUUGAUCUGAUCUGAUCAUUACUCAAAAAUGGAGAACGAAAAUGAAGCCCGAAAACCUCAUUGCUUACUUGUAUCGUUUCCACUCCAAGGCCACGUAAACCCUAUGCUCCAAUUCUCCAAACGUCUGCACCACAAAGGACGAACUCGAAUCACGCUAGCCGUCACCAAGUCCUUCCUCAAAACCGCUCAAGAUUUUCCGGCGAUCUCGUUCCCGGUGGAAGCGUUCUCCGAUGGCUUCGACGACGGGUUCGACGAGAAGUUCGGACCAGAAGAGAUUUACAAGCGUUGUUGGGAAGUCGGGUCGGCAACUCUGGUGCAACUCGUGGAGAAGCUCCGGAGCUCUGGAUCCGGCGUUGAUUGCUUAAUUUACGACCCGUUUUACCCGUGGGCGCUGGACGUGGCGAAGAAGUUUGGGUUGACGGCGGCUAUGUUUUUCACUCAGUCAAAUUCUGUGAACAGUAUUUACUUCCAUGCUCAUAAGGGGGAGCUGAAGCUUCCGCUUUCGGAGGCUGAGGUCCGGAUUCCGGGCGGGUUGCCGGCGUUGAAACCCGAGGAUACGCCUUCUUUUAUCCGUGAUUAUGAAUCGGACCCCGUGAGAUCCGAGUUAAUGACACAGCAGUUUAGGAAUGUGGAGAUUGUGGACUGGAUAUUUGUCAAUACAUUUCACGAGUUGGAACAAGAGGUAUGUGACUGGAUGGCUAAGUUUUUGCCGGUGAGGGCCAUCGGACCAACCAUACCAUCCAUGUACAUUGACAAAAGGCUACCAGAUGAUAGAGAAUAUGGUAUAAGCGCCUUCAAGCCGGUAACAGAUCCUUGCAUGAAAUGGCUCAAAAACCAGCCCAACAGAUCAGUCAUUUACGCAUCAUUUGGAAGCUUUGCACAACCAGGAAAAGAGCAAAUGGAAGAACUGGCCCUUGCCUUGAAAAUGAGCAACAUGAACUUCUUGUGGGUGGUGAGAGCAUCAGAAGAAGCUAAACUCCCAAAAAACUACAGAGAGGAGACAUCGGAAAAAGGACUAAUCAUAACGUGGUGCAAUCAACUAGACGUUUUGGCACACGAGGCAAUAGGGUGCUUCGUCACACACUGUGGGUGGAACUCGACAUUGGAAACGUUAAGUUUGGGAGUCCCCAUGGUGGCGCUACCACAAUGGAGCGAUCAGAGCACAAAUGCCAAGCUUGUUUCGGAUGUUUGGAGAGUCGGAAUCAGGGCUCAGCCGGAUGAUAAAGGGAUCGUUGGGAAUGCAGAGAUCGUCCGUUGCUUAAAGCAUGUCGUGGAGGGAGAGACGGGGGAGGAGAUUAGAAGAAGCGCGAUGAAAUGGAAGAAAUUGGCAAGGGAAGCAGUUGAUGAGGGGGGGAGUUCUGAUAGAAACAUCGAAGAAUUUGUUUCUGCGUUGAUGAAAUUUUAACUCCUAUUAUUAUUAUACGAUUCCUACUUUCUUAAUUUUGUGGUAAUUGAGAUGUUCUAUUGCAAAAUGGUCUUUUUCACAAUGAAUUGGCACGAUCUCAACAUUGUACCUUAAAAUGGACUUGUUUUUCUAGGUACCUAAAUUUUUGCAUUA